Molecule: messenger RNA, 2646 nt
Organism: Lachancea sp. 'fantastica'
Lineage: Eukaryota; Fungi; Ascomycota; Saccharomycetes; Saccharomycetales; Saccharomycetaceae
Source: the annotation of a GenBank genome assembly
AUGUUUAAACAGCUAUCGCAGCUUGGCAAAAAUUUCACAGAUGAGCUAGCGAAAGGCUUGACAGAUGAGUUGAAUGAAGGUCAAGAACAAUUCGACAAAAACAGUGAUUUGCCGGUGGAAGUCCAAGCUAAGCUGAGGAAGUUUGAGAAAUACGAGCAGAAAUACCCACUGCUCCUUAAUGCGUACAAAUCUGAGAAAGCAAAGCUGGAAAAAGCGGCGAUUUUGCAGAAAAUCAUAUCUGAAAACACUCCGGUAUCCUCGUUGGACGAUGUUGAUUCGCUCACAAGCUUCUUCCAGAACACAAAUUUAAAGAUAGAAAUGCUCAAUGAUGAGGUGAAACGGCUCACUACUGAAAACAAUGGGAAAAGAGACGAAAUUGAAGCGUUGAACGCUCAAAUAAGUGCAUCUCCAGGUUCAGAUAACGCAGAAAUACCAGCCAAGGAAAUCGACUCACUUCGAAAGGAAGUUGAAGCGAAAGAGAAAGAACUUGAGAAGGUCACGGCAGAUUUAGCAUCAUCGACAAAAACUGCUGAGGAGUCAGUGCACAUAAAGACGGAACUGGACAACGCUAGAGAAAAGCUGACUGAAAGCGAACGGAGCUUACAAUGCAAAGAGGCAGCCCACAAUGAGCUCAAGUCAGAGUUGGAUAAAACUAGGCUUCUGCUCGAACAAAAAACGGCAGAACUUGAUCAAGCUUUAUCCAAAUCCGAUCUGAAUCGCUCUUCCGAUAAUGGAGUCUCGAAGAACACCACCAAAGCAAAGAACAAGAAGCGGAAAGGCAAAAACAGUGCCUCCAAGACUGAGCAGCAACAGGAAUUGAAAAGUGACGAGAUCGCGAAAGAAACUUCUGCUGAAAAAGCACAAUUGACCGAUCUACAACAGCAGCUUGAAGCUCUACAGACCAAAUUCGACAACCUAUUCAGCGAACAUAACACCUCAACAGAAGAGCUACAGAGGCUGAAAGAGACUUCUCUUGACAUGGAAACCUUGCGCAAUGAGAAAGAAGACUACUACAAAAAGUUGCAAAAUACAAAAGAGCAACUGAAAUUCAAACUCGAGGAAUUGGAUAGUAAUAAAGAAAUUCUGAAGAGUGUGGGUAAUGAGCUAGUUGCCGCUAAAGAUCAACUUAAAGAGGUUGGAAGCCAAGACAAGGCCGAAGUAGAUGCCUUAAAGUCGGAACUAGAAUCCAUUCGACUUGGACAUUCGGAGAAUAUCAAAUCUUAUGAAACGAAACAGAACGAGCUUAAACAUAGAAUAAGCUCAUUGGAGGCUGAGCAGUCGAAGGUCGCUGAGGAAACUAAAAAACUGAGGUCUGCUCUUGAUCUUUCCAAGAAGGAGUACGAGGAAAUGUCGUCAAAAUUCAAAAGAAGUGAAGAUACAGCUGUAAAACUUAGACGAGAGAACGAGGGUCUUACAGAGGGUAUGAGAGAAGUACCUGCCCUCAAGAAAUCUGAGAGUAGUCUCAAGUCGUCUGUUGUUCAAAAAGAGAAGACAAUUGUUUAUCUCGAACAGCAAGUAAAGGAGUACAGUGCAAAAGAAGCGCAGACAAAUAAGCUGUUGCGAGAGUCAAAGGCCGAAAGCACCAGACUUUCUGCAAAAGUGGACCAACUAACGAGACUUAACGAGGAAAUGACUAACGAGGUGAAAAAGAGUGAGCAGUCAAUGGAAAAGUUCAUAAAGAAUAACGGAAGCCUGAGCGAGAAACUUGAAGUUUUGAAUGAGAAGUACGAAACGUUGAAGGAUGUCAAGAGCGUGUCGCAUGAACAGGUCGGAGUGAUCAGAAGACAAUGCGAUGAACUCAACAUCAAAUUGAAGGAAGCUAAUAAGCGUAUCGGAUUCCUAGAAAAUGAACUAGAAGAGUCUGUUUUUGCUCUACAGGAGAAGACCAAGGAGCUUGCAAGUAUGCGCCGCGUUUUGGCAGAGGGGCAAACGACUGAAGAAAUUCAAGUUCAAAGGCUUGAAAAUAGUCUCACCUCUGCCUUAGAAGAUAAGGAGAAAUUGGAGAGCGAUUUUGCAUUACAGUCUACCAUGCUUAAGCAAAGAGCACAGGAGUUGAAGCAGGCGAAUGAAUCACUGAAGCUGCAAUAUGAAGAGCUUCAGUCGAAAAGAAGAAAUUACGAAACUGAAAUUGAACAACUCAGAUCUUCAAGAGAGGAGGUACAAAAGGCAAGCAGCGAGGGGUCCGGAAAAGCACACGAAUUGGAGCGUGCUUUGCUCGAAAUGCGUGAUGUUUUGUCAAGCUCAGAGAAAAAGGUCCGUGAACUAGAGGUCGCGAACGGCAAUUUCAAGGAACUGAACAGUGACUUAACACAGAAACUUGAUAGAAUAUCGAAAAACUACAAACAAAUUUCCAAUCAACUUGCUGCUGCUAAAGAGAGAAGCCCCUCCGGAAGACCGAGCCGAUCCAAUUCGGUUUUAUCUGUCCCUGAUCAAAAUUCGAAUGGUCUUUCUCGUCGCCCGUCCCACUCAGAAGACCAAGGGAAACAAUCGCAAUCUGAUAUCAACGAUAAAAUCGCUUACAUAAAAAAUGUGCUGCUGGGUUUCCUGGAACACAAGGAACAAAGGGAAAUGCUUCUGCCCGUGGUAGCAACAUUACUACAACUGGACAGUAGCGAUGAAAAGAGACUGUUAGUGUCUAUACGGUGA